GUGCCGCCCCAUUUUCUUUUCUGUACUUUUGUCUGCCUGUCAACAAUCGAAUUCAAAUACCCAGCGCACUGAAAAAGCAAACAGCUUUCGCCUUUCGCAGCUGUCCUAAUAAGUGCUUAGCCCUACUUUUUCCAAACCAAAAAAAAAAAAACCAAGAAGUUGAGCGAUCAGCGUUUCCAUUUCUUUCUGCUCUUCUCUUCCCUUCUGGACUCGACUGGUGGUUAUCCGAUUAGAUUUCAAGUUCACUUGAUAGUAGAGCCCGAUGAAGCAAGUAGAAAACAUGUGGGGAUUAGUGUUUGAAACUGCAAGUCAAAUCAGCAAGUUUGUGAUGAUAUCAAUGAAAACAUGCUAUAAAUCAGUUGGUGAUCAUCCAUUUGUUGUGGGCAUCCUGCUUUUGUUUAUAUUUCUUCAGAGAUUAUUUCCUGUUUUGUUUUCUGUUUUGGUCUCAACAUCCCCUGUUAUAAUCUGCACCGCUGUUCUUCUUGGAACCCUUUUGAGUUUUGGCCAAUCCAACAUACCCGAGAUUGAACGGCAAGACGAUAUUGCUUCUCUUAGAACUUGGGUUCCUGGCGAUGACACUGUUGUUGUUGGCAGUGGUGGCAGCUUUUCCGCAGAGAAUUUCUCAGCAUCUAGCAGGGACAUUGUCUACGACGAUGUGGCCCCUGACUCAACAGAUUACAGAGUCAAUGGUGAGGUUGGGGACCAUGAUGUUUAUGCACCACUUAUUAAUGAGAAUGUGCAGCAGACUCAAAGUGACGAGAGGGUAACUGAGGAUGUGGAUAGAGACAUAGAGUUGGAAACUCAGGGGUUGCCAAAUGAUGUGGAAGCAGUCGAACCGCAGUAUACUUUGCUUCAAAAGGUUCGAGAUCAGAUUCUUCAAGUGCAAGAUGAUAAUGUAUCUGCCGGAGGAGGAGAACACUUGGAUUCCUUUCUGGGUGGCUAUGGUCAUGAUGACAGUGGUGAAGCUUCUGAUUCCGGGUCAGAUGGGGCGGAGAGCUCGUCACCUGAUGCGUCAAUGGCUGACAUCCUUCCAAUUCUUGAUGAGUUACAUCCGCUUUUAGAUUCAGAAGCUCCACAGCAGGCUCAUAUGUCGCAUGAUGGAUCUGAUGCAGCUUCAGAUAGCAGUGUUGAGUCGGAUGAGGAUAUUGAAGGCCAGGGUGGACAAGUAGAUGAGGGUGAUGGGGUUGAUUACAACGGCGGAGACAAGGAAGAAGUACCGGCGCACAGUGGCACGGAGGAUGAAAGCAAAUCUGCAAUCAAGUGGACAGAUGAUGACCAAAAGAAUCUCAUGGAUUUGGGAAAUUUGGAGCUUGAAAGGAACCAACGGUUGGAGAAUCUUAUUGCAAGGAGAAGGGCUAGAAAAAGCUUCAAAUUAAUGCCUGAGAAGAAUCUAAUAGAUUUUGAUGGUGUUGAUCUUCCCUUCAAUGUUUCACCAAUUUCAACAACAAGGCGCAACCCAUUCGAUUCUCCAUUUGAUGACUCCUAUGGUAACAUGGGGUUACCACCCAUCCCUGGAUCUGCUCCAUCCAUUAUGUUGGCAAGGAGAAAUCCUUUUGAUCUUCCUUAUGACUCAAAUGAAGAAAAACCUGACCUCAAGGGAGACCUUUUCGAGCAAGAGUUUAUUGCAUUGCAUGCCAACGAUGCAUUCUUCUGUAGGCAUGAAAGCUUCAGUUUGGGAGCUUCAAGCUUGGGAGGUGCCAAACACGAGAGGCAAGACUUUAAGUGGAAACCUGUUUUCUUACCAGAGAUAUUAGCUUCAGAAGGACCAGGUUAUUCCUUAUUUCAGAGACAAUCAAGUGAAGUUAGUGAAUCAAAGUUGAGUUCUGUUCCUGAUAGUGACUCGGUGAGUUCUGUACCAGAUUUGGAUGAUAGGAAGUUCAGUGAGCAAGACUUUACUACAGAAACGGAAGUCAUCUCCAACAUAUAUCAUGCUUCUGGUCUUGUUGACCAUGGAAGUCAUUCCUAUGAAGACAUAUAUUCCCUGGAAAUGGGACAGGCUGACAGACAAGAUGUCAUAAUCGAUCGGCGUUAUAUAGAAUUGGGUGAAAGGGAAAAGCUGGAACCAAGCUUGUCGGACAAUGGAGGAUUACCUACUCUUGUUAGUAAUAAACUCCAUUUGAGUCGAGAAAUAGUUGAAGAAGAGGACAGCAGCAGUAGUAGCUCAAGCUUGUCAUCAUUGUCGGAAGCACAUGAAAAAACCUCAGAUGUGAGGAAAGGUGAAUUAAGUUCUGAACCAAGUGGUGAUCUCAUGAAGGAAGUUCUAAUUUCACGACAACAUUCACUUGAGGAAUCAAAUGUUCAAUUCAUAAGCACGACAGUUGAUGACAAUCAAUUUAAGGAGCCAGUCUACGACUCGAUUCCCCUUGAAGCUGAAAACCUCAUUUCAUUGAACUCCAUUUCUUCUGAUUUGCAAGCAGAGAUAUCUGAACUAGUUACACUUCAAGCAUCAGCGGAAAUGCAUGUUCCGUUUGUAUACAAGAAUAAUGAUGUGGAUGGUGAGAACAUAGAGAAGGCUACUUCAGGUGAUGAAGAGAUAUUUAGUGCCACCUCAAAAGCACAUGGAGCAGAUGAAAUUGAGGGAGACUUGGGAAUCUACAACCAACCCCAGCUAACAUGUUCUCUUUCAGAGGUAGAAGUCAGUCUCCCAAAGAAUUUGGAGGUGAAUGCAACUUCUUCAGAAUCUGGUUACCACUAUCUGCUUUCCAAUGAACAGACAUCAGAACAGGAGAAAGAUCUAUCCUGGUUGGAUAAAUCCAUGGUUGAACCAUGUCUUGAUAAUCAUUUGGAAGCUCUUCUUAUUGAAGAUAAUGUCAAGGAAGAGAUAGAUGACAUGAAGGAGAUUGAUGCAGAGUUGUUAUUAGAAUUGGAUACAGUUGGAGAUUUCAGUGUGAAAGAAGUUGUUGGUGAGCCACUCGAUUAUGAGCUGAUAAGAGAGGAAUCUAAUGCUGUGAGCACUGAAUCUGGGUUGUCGACUGCGGAUUCCAACCUGUCAAAACCCAACUUGGAACUACCUAUUUUUGAGCACAGUCACAAGGGAGUAGAUAUUGAUGUGGCUCUCAAACAAAUUCAUGAGGGAGUCGAUGUUGAGGAGGGCAUGUUUCCUAGUGUGGUUGACAAUGAGCAAGUAUCAGAAGAUACAGUGCAGAUCAGUUCACCGUUGCUGACAGUUGAAGCAACAAAUUUGGAAGAUAUUAUCACUUCAAAUCAACCUCCACACAGUUCUGUUAAGGAUUUUCCACAAUUAUCGGAUACAGAGGGGUUAGCAGAAUUACAUCUGGAAUUACCUCCAGAGGGUAAUGAGGUAUCACCAGAUGUCUUGCAUGAUGCGGUGGGGGAUAAUGCAUCAGACAAUAUAGGGUUUAAUGUUCAAGAUACUUUCACUACUCAUAAUACAGUAAAGCAACCAUCAGAAGGUAAUGUUACCGAGCUGCCAAAUCCAUCAAAUUCAAAGGAUAUAUUGGCAAAUGUAGGAACUGAAGCUAUGGUGGAGUCUGUAUUAAGCAAUGUUGUUUAUGGUGUUGACGAAACUACCACUAAUUCUCCUUUGAAGCAAGUCUCGGAAGAUGCUGUCUGGGAGCUGCCAAAACCAUCAAAUUUGAAGGAUGGAUGUGAAGAAGUAACGAAUACGGUGGUGGAUUCUAUAGAGGAGAUAGGAUUAAACAAUACAGGAUCAGGUGUUCAAGAAACAAUCCCUACUCAUAGUGCUCUGAAGCAGGUCUCGGAAAAUGUUGCAGCUGAGACCAUUGAGAUUGCAUCAGGCAGUAGAGAAGUUGUGCAAGAACCUGUGCCUACUCAAGUUUCAGAAAAGAAGGUUGGUGUUGGUGAGCUGCCAAAACCAUCAAAGUCAAAUGACAGAUUAACAGAAUAG
Messenger RNA from Fragaria vesca subsp. vesca, 3868 nucleotides. RefSeq lists its product as uncharacterized. The transcript is spliced from 2 exons. The record is from RefSeq and is a predicted model, not a curated record. Lineage: Eukaryota; Viridiplantae; Streptophyta; Magnoliopsida; Rosales; Rosaceae. The coding region runs from base 263 to 3868 and encodes 1201 amino acids.